Molecule: messenger RNA, 764 nt
Organism: Populus trichocarpa (black cottonwood)
Lineage: Eukaryota; Viridiplantae; Streptophyta; Magnoliopsida; Malpighiales; Salicaceae
Product: chaperone protein dnaJ 11, chloroplastic
Exons: 1
Coding region: 61-537 (158 amino acids)
Source: RefSeq, a predicted model, not a curated record
AUAAACAAUCACAUCCCCUCCCCUUUUAUCCAUCACAGAACUCCUCUAUCCAAUACUUUCAUGCUUGCAACUCCUACCACUUCAUUUCUCCAAAUCACCACCACAAAGACACCUUGCUCAAGCCCUUUUAGUGGCGAGUCCUAUCCACUUAAACCUAGAGCAUCUUUUACUACUGCUUCACAGGCCAAAAAAUCACAAGGGAGCGUUGACUCAAUGGCUACAACCUCCUCAUUCUACGAAGUGCUAGGGCUUCCAAUGAGUGCUAGUGGCCAUGAAAUAAAGGCUGCUUAUAGAAGACUAGCAAGAACUUGCCACCCUGAUGUUGUGUCCAUGAAUCAGAAAGAAAUGUCAUCCACUGAGUUCAUUAAAAUCCAUGCAGCAUAUUCAACACUGUCAGACCCAGAUAAACGCGCAAGUUAUGAUAGAGAUCUUUUUAGAAACAGUAGGCCUUUCGGGUCUUCUUCUAUGAGGUCGGCAACAAUGGCAGCUGCUUCUGGAUAUACUAGUAGGAACUGGGAGACUGACCAGUGUUGGUAGUUCUUUUUUUUACGUUUUCAGAUUUCCAUAGCGCAUGUAAUGUAAGUUAUUAAGUUAGCAUGAAAAUGGGUGUUGAACCCUGAAACUCUGCUCGUAUCGUUCUGUAAUCAAUGCUUUUGAUUGAAAACAGAGGAGAUAAAACAGGGGAAAAGACAGAGCUAGUUUGUACGUAGUAGAAAUGGGCACUUUUUAGUGUAAUUUAAUGUGGAUGUCAGAUUCUUUUGUUA